Amoebophrya sp. A25 is the source of this 461-nucleotide messenger RNA. The record is from the annotation of a GenBank genome assembly. NCBI's taxonomy places the organism in Eukaryota, Dinophyceae, Syndiniales, Amoebophryaceae.
GGUCCGCUGAGCGAACGCGGCGAGGAGAGGCACAGAAGGAUAAGAAGGCCGACCUCGCUGGUGCAGAAUUCCUUUUGGAUAGAGAAGUUCCUGCUAUGUUUCAAAAAGCGCUUGGCGGCACGAAUGCCACUGCACUUGAGUUGAAGAAGGCAGAAGAGCGAACAGCCGACGCGAAGAGUUCACGGGACGCUCGCCGAGAUGGAAAGCAUGUAGAAGGGAUUAAAGCCCAGACUGCGAAUCGUGCCGCUGAUGAGCCGGGGCUACGCCCAGCGAGCAGUCGUGGCGAUGCAGUUGGAGGGGGUUCUAAGAAGCGCAACACGUUGGAAUAUCAUGGGAGAAAUCCUCCUCCUGCAAGCACUACCAUUCCUGUGAUGAGGCAAAAUAAAGACCAACAAGAUGCAGGAGAAGAGCGUACUGUGUUCGAGGGUAGAAUUGGUGUCACUUCCGCGCGCCAGCCUGAG